AUGUCCAGAAUACGAGCCUGGCCAAUCACCAUCUUGUUAGUAGUUUUGUUAUCUCUCAGUUUUCCUUCUCUAGCCAUAGCAUACGGUUAUUUAUAUGAUGCAUUACCACCCCCAACUCCAACGUACAAGUAUGAAGCACCACCAGUUUACUCAUACAACUCUCCACCUUCACCAGUGUAUGAACCUCCUACACAACCUGCACCAGUGAAUGAGCCACCUUCACCAGCGUAUGAGCCUCCUAAACCACCUGCACCAGCAUAUGAGUUUCCUACACCAGCAUGUGACCAUCCUACACCACCUUCUCCAACGUAUGAGCCUCAUACACCAGCCUAUGAAUCUCCAACACCGGUAUAUAAACCUCCAUUUUACAGGCCUCCAAUUUAUAAGCCUAUACCAGUGUUUAAACCUCCAGUAUACAAGCCUUUUCCAGCUUACAAUAAGCCUCUAGUUUUCAGGCCCUUAGGGUACAAGCCUGCAGUUUACUAUCCUAAACCAACGUAUAAGCCUCUUUUGUAUAAACCAACUCCAUUUUAUAAACCUACAAUGUUCAAGCCUCCGGUUUUCAAGCCUACCCCAGUUUACUAUCCUAAACCAGCGUAUAAGCGUCCAAACCGCAUCUACUAA
This is a messenger RNA of Papaver somniferum (opium poppy), 624 nucleotides long. Its product is annotated as repetitive proline-rich cell wall protein-like. Lineage: Eukaryota; Viridiplantae; Streptophyta; Magnoliopsida; Ranunculales; Papaveraceae. The record is from RefSeq and is a predicted model, not a curated record. The coding region runs from base 1 to 624 and encodes 207 amino acids. The transcript has a single exon.